AUGCUGGCGUCCGAGCUACCUUUUGAGAUACUUUCUCUUGUUGGAGAUUUUCUACUUACAUGCGAAAGAUUUCAAUGUAUUUUUGUCUGUAAAGGAUGGAAAGUCCCGUUUCAAGAAUCAUUUUGGAAAAACACAGAGGUCGACACUUUGGAAGAGCUUGAAAGUAUUUGUACUAUUGUAAAGUAUUCGACAAACAAUUUUCCAUAUGGUCUCAUAGCACAGACAUUGACCAUUAAUGGACAAUGCACUUUAAGCAACAUGAUGCAGAGCAAUGCUUUUAAAACCUUUCAGAAUUUGAAGCAUCUCGCUUUUCGGUGCAUAUCACUUGAUAAUUUUGACAUCAGAAAUGUAACAUAUAACUAUCCAUGGCAAUACUUAAUCAGCGUAAACCUUCGAAUCGAGACUUCAAAGCUUAAUGUACCAACACCGAUUCUCAUUAAACUCUUGACGAACUACCCCAGCCUCAAAGAGAUAAACAUUUCCACACAUUCUUCGACAAAAUUGCUUAAUUUCAACUUGAGAAACUUUAAUACACUACACAAACGAUCUCCACAACUUGAAUACAUCAAGGGAUGCUUUAGUCUUACUGAUAUUCAUCAGAAUUCGUUAAAAACAAUCCCGUCAACUACACCAGCUCUUCAUGUAACAGCACUCGAUCUCGACCUCCUAGAUUGGGACCAUUUAUGGCUAUAUUACUUCAGCUACAAGUAUCCAAACCUACAUACUUUGAAAUGGAAAACCAUGUGUGUAUCAAGAAAGCGGAUUGUUAAAAAGUACAAUGCAGAAAAAAUGGUGCUCUUAAAUUCACUUCAAAGUGUGUUCCCACACUUAGAAAUGGUGGAUUUCUACACCGAAGACCGUACGGCAUGGUCACACACUCUAUUUUGGAAGCUCCUUUGUCGGUUAAAUGUUCCAUUGAAGAGAAUAAGAUAUAUGAUCAAAUUUAGUGGUUGUGGACCGAGUUUUCUUGGAAUUAUCAUUCAACGAUUUUUCCAGUCCUUUUCAACAACACUCGAAAAAAUCUCCAUUAUCGGAGAUGCAUAUUUCAAAGCUAAAAAUAUUGUCAGGUCCGAAUUUCCCUAUUGUCCACGCCUGACGAGUAUUGAACUGACAGACUGUGGCAUAUCAAUUACAUUGGACAAUAUACUGGAUAACUGUCCCGCCUUAAGACAACUAAAGUUUUCCAGAGGACAGCUGACUAAUAGCCCAGAGGCCCACAAAGAGUCAAAUAAACAUGGACUACACAUAGUUGAACUUGAUGAAAUUGUGACAAGCGCUUCUGUGUUUAACUACAUGUCCUUCAGAUGCAGAGAUUUACAAUAUAUGAACUUGAGUCGCUCGCAGAUUGGGGGAUCGAUCUCAGCAAAGACUGGAAGCUUGUGCGUUGACAUGUCCUAUACCAGCUUCAAGCUACUACAGCUCAGUCAUGUCAGGUUUUACUCAUCUGAAAAUGCUAUGGACAAAGACACUGCUAUCAACCUGACACUACUUUCGCACUUAACUGGACUUGACAUGACAGCUGAAACAGAAGACUUGAACAAAGCUUUGGAGCAUUCUGUAGAGAACUUAGCUUGGUAUCAUCUAUAUUGUGAAUUAGGAGGCUUAUUCGACUUUACCCUAGAGGUCAGACAGCUCCUAGAACAAGAAGUCUGUGAUGUGGUUGAAUAUUUUCAGAGAUCUCGGGUUAAGAACAUGUCUCAAUCUUCUGAAGCUGACAGAUCUUUCGAUGGCCAGGUGAGCCAAGAUGACUGGAAAGAAGAUCUCUAUAGGGGUUAUGUCGAGCUCAGAUGUGGUCAUGUAGCUAAAUAUGUUGUCCCUUCAUUGUGGGUUAGCGAAAAUAGUUUCUGGAAAAGGUUGUUUGAUAGUCCUGUUAAAAUAUAG
Molecule: messenger RNA, 1881 nt
Organism: Phycomyces blakesleeanus NRRL 1555(-)
Lineage: Eukaryota; Fungi; Mucoromycota; Mucoromycetes; Mucorales; Phycomycetaceae
Exons: 1
Coding region: 1-1881 (626 amino acids)
Source: RefSeq, a predicted model, not a curated record